GCCCAACCAAGAUUUCGGAAUUGAGCCCGGCCAUUUGAGCAAUGAGCCCUGAGCCCAUAUACCAUGUUACGAGUCUGAAAUAAGUUUAAACGAAAAUUUAAUUAAAAAUAAGGCAAAAAAUCACAUUCUGCUGUGCUUGUCUUCAUUGUAGCUCUAAUUGUAGGUCAUAGUAGUUUAUUGUAGCUCAUUGUAGGUCAUUGUAGCUCAACUGUUUCUUUGGGGAAAUAUUCUUUUCCUUUCUUCAUUUUCUUUUCAAUAUUUUUACAAUAUUAAUAGCUUAUGGUGACAUCACAAUGAUGCAGCCAGUUCCCGGAAACGCCACGCUUCACGCUUACUUUUCCAAGAAACAAGGCAAGGCUUGGUCUGUAUUUUUUUCCUUCCAAAUCUACAUCUCACAAGAUGGAAUCAUUCAUCGAAGACCUAAAGAGUCGGGUACAGUGUUUGCUCUGUAAUGAGACGAUGAAUGAACCGAAGUUGUUGCAGUGUUUCCACACAUUUUGUAAGCGUUGUAUCAAAACAAAUGCACAACUCGACGGAACUGAUGGACAAGUCAACGUCUUCAAAUGUCSCCAGUGUUCGUCGCAAACCAUGCUUCAACAACUCAACGAUGUGGAAGACUUAAAAACCAGCCUCAUCCACUCAAGAAUCCUACGAGUGUUAUCGUUUCUAGAGAACCAAAAGGUAUGUUGGGUUACAGUGAGUCAUUGUGAGGCGUUAUGGCGAUGUCUAGACUGUGAUUGCUCGUUAUGUGACGGGUGUCUGAGUAGUCAUUCUAAAUUUACCAAGAAUCAUGCAGUCGUUUCAUUGUCUAACCUGACGAAGGAAGACGUUGAAACAAUGAUGAAAAAGGAAGAGUCGUGUAACACCCACAUCAAUCAAAACGUUGGAUGGUAUUGCCGAGACUGUGAUGAUCUCAUUUGUUUGAAUUGCAUAAAUGAUCACACCCACGACAAGCAUGACUUGUCAUCCCUACAGGAGUUCAUCAUCAACGAGAAAGAAGUCCUGUUUAAAAACCUUGAUAAAAUCGAGAGAUUGACUACUAACGAAGAGGAAAGAAAACAGCAAGAAGAAAUAGCCAUUGAUGUCCGAGAUUAUGGUCAAAAAGCUAAAGAAAAUGUCAAGAAAGUAACAAAAGCCAUGGUAAAAGCACUGAUUGAUCGGGAACAAGAACUUCUAGAUGAGAUCCAGAAAAACAUAACAAGAGCUGAAAGGAAUUUACGAAUAUUGAAUCACAUCCCAGCAGCACAAGACUACAUACAAUACUUCGCUCAAAAUGGAAAAGCGAGUGAAAUGAUGGAAAUUCGAGAUGAACAAAGCUCUGAAAAAUUCAGUUAUGAACCAUUCCAACAAGAUGUCGGUGGAAUCCAUUUCAAACCCAAUGCUGGCCUUCAGUCUCAAGUGGCAUUGGGACAAGGUGAAGUAGCACUGUUUAAAAAGGCCGAUGCAAAGUUGUGUUUAUUGAAAGUGGAACCAGACAUACAUGUACAGGCUAUGACAACCACGAAGCUGACGAUAGUCUUGAACACUGCAGAAGAAAAAUCAGCCAAUGAAUCUCUGGAUAACAUAACCAUACAGGUCACCCCUGGAGAAGACGUGCAGAUAGGUGAAAAACGGAUGAACAUUGAUGGUGAGGCAACAAUUGACUUAACUGUUCGUGUUCCUGGUCAGGUAACUGCGGAUGUUGAAAUACGUGGAAAUCCUGUAUCUAACAGUCCAGUUGUGAUGGACAUUAAACCACAAUGUAUACCGUUAAAAGAUCUACAGUUGAAAAGAGAUUUGAAUAUAGGAUCAAAAAACUUUAACGGCAUAACAGUAAAUAAGACAAAUGAUAGAAUUGCUGUAGCAGAUUGCUCAUCACACUGCGUUAGAGUCUUCAACAUGGAAGGGGAUUUGUUACUGAAAUUUGGUAGCGAAGGUAGUGGCCAAAGACAGUAUAAAAAUCCAAUGGGUUUAGCAUUUCUCAGCAAGACCGAUUUAGUCAUUGCUGACAAUAACAACCACAGAAUAUGCAUUYUGGACACCAUUGCAGGAAAAACAUUGAAAGUAUUUGGUUGCCAUGGUAAUGGAAAUGGGCAGCUCAUGCAUCCCAAUGGGGUAUGUGUUGAUGAUGCUUCUAACAUCUUUGUAUGCRACAAUGGCAAUCAUCGUAUACAGGUGUUCUCUGGUAAUGGUGCUUAUCUAUAUCAGUACAGCUUGCCAAAUGGAAAUCCUUAUGAUAUAAUCAAACAUGAAGGACUGUUUUAUGUCAGUGAUUUCAGUUCAUCAGUAGUUUACGUGCUUGAAAAAAAGAACAAACAGCUUCCAACUACUAUUAGGACCAUUGGUGGAAGGGACUGCACUGCUGUUCAGCUCAAUCAACCCCGAGGUUUGGCUAUUGACAGCGACAACAAUCUACUAGUGUGUAAUGGUGGUGAUGGCCAAAUAUACAAGUUUGCUUUGGAUGGUCGUUACAUAGGCAAGACAAAUGAACCUUUUUGUCGAAGCAGAAUCACAAGCAGCAACACUUGCUCCUAUAUUGCAGCAGUUCUUUUUGACACAAUUAUGUUUACCACAUUGGAUGUAGGCUUGUUUGCCAUUUAAACUCUAUACAGACCAAUGACCACAUAUCUCAGCAAAGAAAAAUUCAAGACUAUCUGCAGAAUGUAUGGAUACAGGGAGCUGGAAAAAUUCCAUGCCAACUAAGGUCAAUAUACAAGUGAUGAAACUCAAAAGACUGUAGAUAACAUAUAUUUUGAUGUAUAUUCAUUCUUACAUUUUCUUUAGAAUGAAAUGAUUUUUACAGUCAUUUGAAGAGCCUACAGCACCUAAAAUAUGUCUGUUAAAGGAAAACUGAUCUGAUGCUUACAGAUGAAKUUUAUUGGUUUUAACACAGCUUUUACGAGGUUGCUUACAUAGCUAUAUUCCAUGCAUAAUUAAAUGUGCUCACAGGUCUUUUCAAACGACUGUAACACCAAAUAUAAAACAAAAAMUGUUGACAGCAUGAAAUAAUACGUUUGUUUUUUGUAUGUUAUGUUGAUGUCAUUAUUAUGCCCACCUGUUGCAAACACAUUCAGAAAAUACUACGGUGAGCUCAAAAUACUGAUACUAGCUGUAGAGUAUCUAAAAUCUAAAGUUUGAAUGUUUGAUUCUGCUUAUAAUCUCAGCUCAGGGACUCUGAAAACAGCCUCAAUGUUUUACCACACAUCAGUUACAAUAAAAAUAACUUUAGUUAUAGUGUUGCCACAUUGUGAAUAAUCUCCCUUAUAAUGCACAGACUGUAGAGUCUCUUAACUCACAGAAAGCACUUACUUGAAUUAUUGUAUCUAUAAUUUGAUUUUACUUGAUAUGAAUUGUAAUUUUAAUUAAUUGUUUGUAAUUUGUAAUUGGCUGAUGAAUAGGCUACUUGCACGAUGGUGUCACAUACUAAAAGACCAGAAAGCUUUGCCUUCUUUCUUGCUUGUGAAUGUAGUUAGUCCCUAUYGCUUUACCAAUCUCCAAAGGAGAAAUAUGCUGGGCAUUCUGGUAGUGGUGUAAAUUGACACCAUAAUGCAUAUUGCCUACUGUAUUGGCCGUGUUUGGAUAUAUUAAAAAGAUGUUUUAAGAA
Messenger RNA from Exaiptasia diaphana, 3583 nucleotides. RefSeq names its product E3 ubiquitin-protein ligase TRIM71. Gene Ontology annotation, molecular function: zinc ion binding; protein binding; ubiquitin protein ligase activity. Gene Ontology annotation, biological process: protein polyubiquitination; proteasome-mediated ubiquitin-dependent protein catabolic process. The transcript has a single exon. NCBI's taxonomy places the organism in Eukaryota, Metazoa, Cnidaria, Anthozoa, Actiniaria, Aiptasiidae. The record is from RefSeq and is a predicted model, not a curated record. Bases 400 to 2580 code for a protein of 726 amino acids.